Messenger RNA from Branchiostoma floridae (Florida lancelet), 2816 nucleotides. Its product is annotated as tetraspanin-7-like. Gene Ontology annotation, cellular component: membrane. The record is from RefSeq and is a predicted model, not a curated record. Lineage: Eukaryota; Metazoa; Chordata; Leptocardii; Amphioxiformes; Branchiostomatidae.
GCCACUGGAAUCCUGAUGUUGGUAGUAGGAAUCUGGGGGAAGCUGGGAAUGGAGAAGUACCUCCAGCUGUCCACCACCAACUUCACUAGCGCCCCCUACGUGCUGAUCGGUGUGGGCGGCUUCAUCGUCCUGCUGGGUUUCCUGGGAUGUUACGCCACGGCUAAGGGCAACACUGUCCUGCUGUAUAUUUAUUCCUUCUUUCUGUUCAUCAUCUUCGUUGCUGAGCUGGCUGCCGGCAUCUCUGGGUUCAUCUUCAGAGGAAAGCUCCAGGAUGGGUUCAGUGAUGGACUGGACAAGGCCCUGGCUGCCUACAACCCCGCUCAGGACAAGAACCAGGCUAAACUGGUGGACGAUCUGCAGAGCCAGCUGAAGUGCUGUGGAAAGGAGCAGUACUCGGACUGGUACAAACAGCCGUGGGCCGGCGGGAACAACAACGUGCCUCUUAGCUGCUGCAAGGACCAGAACAAGUGUGUGCACCAAGGACUGACUAACUCUACUACUACUGACAUCUACACUGUGGGCUGCUACAAGCUGGUGGUGAGUGCCAUCAACUCUAACCUGGGCAUCAUCGGGGGCAGUGCUGUGGGCAUCGCCUUCUUCCAGGUGAUCGGAAUGCUGUUUGCCUGCUGUCUUGCCCGGAACAUCAACCAGCACAAGUACGAAAUGGUCUGAGACAACGGAGAAACUACCAACCACUCGUCUUACAUCUCCUCCUGUACCUCUGUCAUUCCCUCACCCCCCUCGGGUCAUGGAAUCUUCCAAACUGAUGCUAGACUUGUGUAAUAUCUGGUAAAGUCUACGUAAGAAAUGGGGGGUUAGGGAACACAGAUGUGCAGGAGUAGAAUUCCGCUGCUGUUUAAUCCAUGUUAAUAUAUAUAACAGUAUCUUCUCUCCAUUGGCCUGUAUUGUAUAAAAAAAUUCAAUGUUUGCGGACUUGUUACUCGGAACUUAGAAUUGGGCGAAAUAUUAAUAAAUCAGAUUGUGUCAAAGAGAAAAGAGGGAAUUGAUUUUAACAGUAUUAGAAUAUGCAGCACAAAGACAUAAGCUACUGGGUCAGCCUGGUGUAUUAUGCAAGAAAUCGCCCAUAAGUAUAACACUGAAACAGUAUAUAUGUAACAAAGAUUAAACUAUCUAUGACAUAUGGAGCAGUGUGAAAAAAUGCCCAUACCACUGACAAGUGCUCAAAGUAAUUUGUCUUACCUUAUAAAAAGUUGUUGCCUUCUAGAGUAUAUAAAGUUUUAGGGGUGGGAGAAACUUGUUGAAUGGAUAGUGAUUGAACACAAUGCGCUGAUAAUACAAAAUGUAACAGGAGAUGCAUUUAAAAUAAGGAGCUGGACUGAAGUAUCAGUAUUGUAUGUUAUCCUGGCUAUUUGUACUGAUAGUAGAUUAGAGAAAGAGAACCUGGCUUGGAUUCAAGACCAGAAAGGAUUUUCAUACACAAAGUUGAUUAAGGAUAGAAGAAUGGGUUGUACAAUUGCAAAUGCCAAUUUGAGGUUAGGAAGGGGUAGUUUCAUAAAAUAAAAAGAAAACUUUCCAUUUAGUGUAAAACUUAACAGUUCUUGAUUUGAAAAGAAGUUGAAGUUUUGUGCCAUCACUGAAAGACGGGAGGAAAAUUUGUACAUUGUUUUAAUCAUGAAUUCAUAUAAAUCAUUAACAAAAGUCAUCUGUAUGAUGUUACUUUUUCAGUAACUUUUAAAUGAUAUCAUGUAAUGCUUUCAGUUCAAUUUCAAAUUGUAACUGAAUUGCAUCUGACCAAUCAGAGUGUCCCAUUUUACCAUAUCAGGCAUUUCAGAUUAAUCUGUCUACUAAGUGUUUUAUUUUAGAUGAUAGAAGUAUUCUUGUGGGCAUUUUAUUCCUUCAGUGAAGAAAUGUAUUUGAAGAAAAUUUUGCGAAAAUCCAUAGUGACUUCAUUUGACUUGUUAACAAUACAUUUGUACAUGGAUAGCUUUGGUGUGAUAGUACCUAACAAAGCAUGUGUUAUUAAUAUUCAGAUUUUAGUAUUCAUUAUAGUUGUAACAAAAAAAAUGAUAUGAUAUUUAGUAGGCUCAACACAUACUGCUGAACAUUUAGAUUUGAAAUUGAAAAUUUCAUCUUUUUCUUAGAAGUGUGUUUAUGUUAGGGAGUUUUUUUCAGUCUUGCAUUUACACAUAUUCUCUUAAUUACUUAAGUUUCUUAAAGUUUGACCACUGGUGUGAAGAAUCUUUUACCUUUAAGAGCUUGGCUUUUAGUAGUAGACACCUUUGUCUUUGUUGAAGGUAUUUCAGUGAGAUAAUUUAAUGAGUAUUGUGUUCAAGAUGUAUGUGUAGUAUGUGGAAUUGUGUACGACUUAUUAUGUAAGAUGUCUCUAUAAUCGACUUAGGCCACAGCAAGCAAAUUUUAUGGAUGACAUUCUCCUGAGACUCCCAAAUUUAAUGAGAGAGAACAAAAAAAAGCAAGAUUUACAGUCUGAUUUCUGUAAUCAAGAGGUACACAAAGUGCCACUAGUGUGGGGUCAUUUACCAAGUUGACAGCUAACGUUACAUUCAUGGCUACCACAUUGAUGUAACUUUUACUAUCAAAUUAGUUUCACUUCUACAACUACGGUCAUGGCUACAUGUUCAUCAUUAGUGUCAUUCUAGAGGUUUUUUUUUUUUCUAAUAGCAGGCAAAAAUUGAUGAGAUAUGUUGAUGUCAUCCAUAAAUUCAUUCGCUGUGGCUGUACUCAAGUAACAAUAGAUUUGUGCUGAGAAAUGCUUGUAGUACUUUUAAAUUGCGCUGAUAUCUACAUGUAUCUGUACAUUGCUUCAAUGGGACGUACUAUAUUUAUUACAAGAAGAA